Messenger RNA from Sinocyclocheilus rhinocerous, 852 nucleotides. Its product is annotated as fibroin heavy chain-like. Bases 1 to 852 code for a protein of 283 amino acids. Lineage: Eukaryota; Metazoa; Chordata; Actinopteri; Cypriniformes; Cyprinidae. The record is from RefSeq and is a predicted model, not a curated record. The transcript has 13 exons.
AUGGCUGCAAACCUUGGAACUGGCCUCGGGGCUGCCAGGCUGGGACUCGGCACAGGGUAUGGCCUAGGCAACGGGCUGGGAGCAGCCUUAGGUUAUCCAGCAGGGAACCUCGGAGGAAGAGGUUACACCAGUAAUGGCUAUGGAGCGCAGCUAGGUUAUGGCGCAGGAGGAUACCCCGCCGCUGGACGCGGAUACGGCCUUGGUGCUGCUGGCUAUCUUGGAGCUGGUUUUACUAACGGUUAUGGAGCAGGUCUAGGGGCAGGUGGAUAUCCACAGGGAGUUCGAGCAGGAAAGCAGAUUGCAGGCUACAGCAAUGGAUACGGCAGUGAGGUUUAUGGCACAGCAGACGGUUAUGGAGCAGGACCUGCCUACCCAUCAGUGUUAGCUGAUCAUUUUGGCCUGAACGGUAUAGCUGGUCUUGGAGCUGGAGGCCUUGGAGGUCCAGGGCUGGUAGUGAACCCCGGCCUGGGUGCUGAUGCCAAGUCUAGAAAAUAUGGGGCAGGUGGAGUUCUUGGAGCUGCCGGAUCCUUGCCUUACGGUGGCCAGCCUGUGGUCUCAGCUGGACUUGGCCCCCAAGGCAAGGCUGGUAGUUAUGGUGGAGCUACAUAUGGAGGAAUACCAACCCUUGGGCCAGACACUUCUUUGGGUGGUACAGGUGGAGCGAUGGAGCCAUUAGCAGGCGGAGCUGUAGGCCAGAUUCCUUACAGCGCACCAGUCAUUGCAGCUGGGCUUGAUGUUGAUGCUGGUUAUCCUUUUGGUGCUGAGCAACUCAGUCUGGGUGCUGAUGCUACAAAGACAGCCGCCAAAUAUGAUGAGAAUAUAAGCAGUUUUGUUUUAUCCAUAUACACUUAA